AUGUCGAAACUAACCUCCAAGGGUGUCGAUGCUAUAAAGCAAAUCGUCAAUGAUGCUACUUUGGACCCACACAAGACGAUCCCAGGACUUUCGGUGUCCAUUAUCAACAACAAAGGUGAAGACUUGGUCUCAUACGCUAACGGAGUAAAGAGUGCAGAUAGUUCGGAAAGAGUUUCAACAGACUCUCUAUGGUGGCUUGCCAGCUGUACCAAAAUCGUUGCUACCAUUGCAGUUUUGCAGCUAGUUGAGCAAGGAAGAUUGGACUUGGAUGAUUCGGACCAAUUGGAGUCGAUCAUACCAGAGCUGAAGCACGUUCCAAUAGCCUCAGAGGACUCAGAGGGUAAUAUCGUUUUGAAACCAAAGACCAAGCGUAUAACUCUACGCAUGCUUCUGUCCCAUACGUCAGGUUUCGGUUAUUCCUUCUUCAGCCCAGUGCUACAAAAAUGGAAGGAGUAUUUCGCAGUUGACGAAUUCAAUGCCAGUCUUCCUCAGGAAUUGCUGUUUCCUCUGCUCUUUGAACCAGGUACUGAUUGGCAGUACGGCGUCGGUAUCGAUUGGGCAGGUGUAGCGUUGGAGCGAGUCACGGGUGAGAAACUUGGUGAUUAUAUCAAGAACCAUAUUCUAAUUCCAUUAGGGUUAACGGAAAGUUCAUUCACCCCGGAUGAACUUCAAAGAUCAAAACUCGUGGAUAUUAGUAGACGCGAUGGCCAAACCGGAGAAUUGUCAACAAUCAAACACUAUUACCAAAAGGUUGUCACUGGUUCUUAUGAUGAGCUGUUUUUCCACUCUGGAGGGGCCGGGCUGUUUUCGAAACCUCAUGACUAUGUUCAGAUAUUGAGUGUAAUCUUGAACGAUGGUGAAUCACCGAAAACUGGUGCUAGAAUCCUCUCAAAGGACUUCGUGGAUCUUCUCUUCACAAAUCAGAUUCCACAAUGGCCAGAUUUUGGAAGAAAAGGUCUCCCAGAUGCCGACCCUCUGUUGACAAAUGCACUUGAUGAGAUCUAUCCCCAAGGAUCUGCACCCCAAGGUUGGGGUCUUUCCUGGUUCUUAACACCAGAACCUGGUGCAACUGGUCGUGGUGCCAAUACGGCAUUUUGGUGUGGUAUCGCCAACUGCUUCUAUUGGUGUGAUAGAGAAAAAGGAAUUGCAGGAAUGGUUGCUGGUCAGAUCCUACCAUUUGGAGAUGCACAAGUUCUAGGCUCUUGGGUUCAAAUUGAAAGUGCUGUGUAUGCCAACCUAGAAUGA
Molecule: messenger RNA, 1245 nt
Organism: Williopsis jadinii
Lineage: Eukaryota; Fungi; Ascomycota; Saccharomycetes; Phaffomycetales; Wickerhamomycetaceae
Product: serine hydrolase domain-containing protein
Exons: 1
Coding region: 1-1245 (414 amino acids)
Source: RefSeq, a predicted model, not a curated record